UUUCUUUAUCUUCGCUCUCUGUCAUGGUGUAACUAGAUAUCUCAUACUAUAUUUCAGGAGUAUUUCCAUCCAAUGGCACCAAGCUUUUAUAAUUCCAACUGUGGCCCACUUCAGCAUCUCAAUUACCAAGAGAUGGAUGAUAUUUUCCCACUUCAAGCACAACCAGAGCUAGCCAUGGACUUGCUUGGCUUCCAAGGAAACUUCAGUUUCUACCCAGAAUAUGCUUUUGUUGAUCAACCACUCACUGACCCAAAUGAUUUAAGCCUCCCAUACUUAGCCCCACCACCACCAAUACUUGACAACUCCAUUCCCCAAGAACUCGACCAGUAUGCAUACCCGUACCCGUACCCAAAACGUCAGGAGAUCUACGAAGAUGACUACAACUGCAACUACCCGGGUGAAACCUCGUGCUUGGUCGAUGGGUUUUUCCUGAAUCCGCGGCCUCUAGUGCCGGACUUUUCUCCCGGGCUUGAGUUACCUUUGUCUGCACAGAGUGUUGCGGCGAGGAAUAGGAGGAGGAAGAUAACUGAGAAGACUAGAGAGUUGGGGAAGAUUGUUCCAGGUGGAGAAAAGAUGAACACUGCUGAGAUGUUUCAAGCUGCUUCCAAGUAUAUCAAGUACUUGCAGGCUCAACUUGGGAUUCUUCAAUUCUUGGCAUCAUCAAUUCAGGAAAAUGAAGAAGCAUUGCAUAUUCAAGAGCUCAAAGCACUUGCUUCAUCUCCAAGUGUUCAAGAGAAGUUGUACUCAUUGGAGAAGUGUUUGGUUCCCAAAAGCUUGUCUCCAAACUAGUAGUGGCUGAUUUACAAGAGAGAACAAUUCUGUUUUUAUUGCUUCUUUUCUUUUUUUUCUGUUUUUGUUUUGCUUCUGUAGUUAUAUUGCAGUAUUUUUGUUU
This is a messenger RNA of Rhododendron vialii, 892 nucleotides long. Its product is annotated as transcription factor bHLH53-like. The record is from RefSeq and is a predicted model, not a curated record. Gene Ontology annotation, biological process: regulation of DNA-templated transcription. Lineage: Eukaryota; Viridiplantae; Streptophyta; Magnoliopsida; Ericales; Ericaceae. The coding region runs from base 73 to 789 and encodes 238 amino acids. Gene Ontology annotation, molecular function: protein dimerization activity; DNA-binding transcription factor activity. The transcript has 2 exons.